Molecule: messenger RNA, 3180 nt
Organism: Folsomia candida
Lineage: Eukaryota; Metazoa; Arthropoda; Collembola; Entomobryomorpha; Isotomidae
Product: ABC transporter G family member 20
Exons: 14
Coding region: 612-2981 (789 amino acids)
Cellular component (GO): membrane
Molecular function (GO): ATP hydrolysis activity; ABC-type transporter activity; ATP binding
Source: RefSeq, a predicted model, not a curated record
GUUUUUUUUUCUUGGUAUAAUUAUCAACAAGAGUGGUCGUCGUCGCCGUGUGAAAAACCGUUCCUAAACGGUCCACCCUACCAAGAAAUGGUCGACGUAAGCACGGAAUCCUGCACUAACACGUCUUUAUAUUACUUAAGAGAUGACAACGAGUGGUCAAAUCUCAGUCCUCGCAUGGAAGUCAUCCGUCAUUAACGACAACGAGCCAAGUGGAAGUAGUAGUCGAGUAGCUCCUUUAUCGCUAUUCAACGACGGCAAAGUGAUAGCAUUUCACUCUAGAAUUAAAAUAGUGAAUAGUGAAUUUUUAACUUAUUGAUUUUUUUGAAUGGUUUCGUGCAAUAUUUGAGUCGUCAUAUUUAUUAGUGAAGUAAAACAUAGUGGUUGGACUUGGUCGUUACAUAAGUAAAUAGGAGAUAGUUUUACUUUUGGGACGUUGCUACCUCCAAAAACUUGGAUACUACCUGUUUGAAUUUCAUUCGGCUUCAGCACACAGCUACGUCAACAACAAUCUCGGCGAAGGAGAGGAUCAUCACCCAGACUCGUCUCGUGUCAUUUAUCGCAGUGGUGGUGGUGCUGGUGGAGGUGGGGUUAUCGACAAGAACACAAUUAUAAUGUCACCCCCACUCGCCAACGCGGAGGCGAAGCCGUCCAACACGGUGAUGGAGCCUCCGAGGCGGAUCGCCAUCUCGGUGCAGGGGGCAUGGAAGCAGUACGGGAGCGGGAAGGGGUUAAAGGUCACGCCCGUCCUGCAAGGGCUCAACAUGACCGUUCGAGAGGGAACGAUAUACAGCCUUUUGGGUGCGAGUGGGUGUGGGAAGACGACCCUUCUUGCCUGCAUCGUUGGAAUGAGGCGACUUGAUGGAGGAAAUUGUUUCAUUUUCGGGGCUCGUCCUGGUACCGUGGAGAGUGGAAUUCCUGGAAAACGAGUUGGUUAUAUGCCACAGGAAAUCGCGUUAUACGGAGAAUUUACUAUUCGCGAAGCGAUGGAGUAUUUCGGGCGGAUUUAUGGCAUGUCAAGGGACGAAGUGGAAAAUAAAAUGUCAUUCUUAAUGAAAUUCUUGGACCUUCCCCCAUCCCAUCGACACAUUGUUACUCUGAGCGGCGGACAGCAGAGGAGAGUAUCCUUCGCCGUGGCAUUGCUUCACGAUCCGGAAAUUUUGAUCCUCGAUGAACCAACGGUCGGAGUGGACCCACUUUUGCGACAAAAUAUUUGGAAUCACUUGAGCAGCUUGGUCUCCACUGGACGAACAACAGUCAUUAUCACCACGCAUUAUAUUGAAGAAGCCAAACAAGCCAACCGAAUUGGACUGAUGCGCAGUGGUCGCUUACUUGCAGAGGAUUCCCCCCCAAAUUUGCUCAAAGUACAUCAGUGCCUCUCCCUGGAAGACGUAUUUUUAAAACUGUGCAUGAAGGACAAGUCCAACAACAACAACGCACUCGUCCCCAUGCUCAAUGUGGUGACAAACGUUAACAAAAAUGCCGCCUCCCCCCAACCCCCAAACGAGAUCAACCUCGUGUCCGUCUAUAAUGAGAAGAAUCGCCAAUUUCGUGGCGGUGAAAACAACGAUGGCACCACCACCGUGGUCACAACGACGACUCCGGAGGAAAAUGGAGGCAUCGUUGGCCUCGCGUUUCACCAGUCAAACGAACAAUUGGUGGGUGGGGAUGCCGGUUCGGACGUGUCGAGCAAUCCAGACACGGAUUGUCGUGCGAUCAAAGACGUUUCAGACGAUUGUUCAGACUGCUUAUCUCGCCCUUGGUCGUUCAACUUUCAAAACUCUUUAAAUAGACUAACAGCUCUCACACUUAAGAAUUUUAUUUGUAUGUGGCGAAAUAUCGGAUUUAUGCUAUUUAUUUUUUUACUCCCUGCCAUUCAAGUAAUUUUAUUCUGUCUCGCCAUCGGUCGAGAACCUCGAGACAUAAGGGUCGGUGUAAUUAAUAAUGAAAUGUCUACCCUCGGACUUUGCGAUGCACCGAUGGGUUGUUCUACGGCGAAUUUGAGUUGUCGCUACCUCAAAUUUUUGCCGAAGGAUUCACUACAUUUGACAUUUUACGAGAAUGAGACGGCAGCCAUCAGUGAGAUUGAGAAGGGAAACAUGUGGGGCUACAUUUCCUUCCCGUCCAACUUCUCGGAGGCCAUGAUUGAAAGAGGAAUCUCUGGAAAUCUUGCGGACAACGAGACCCUUCAUGCGUCUCGGAUCAAGAUCAAAAUGGACAUGUCCAAUCAACAAAUUGCGUUCAGUCUUCAGCGAAUUUUCUUGGAAACUUUCCAAUCGUUCUCGAAAAGGUUGUUGUCCGAUUGUGAUUAUGAUCCGGCAUCAGGAGAUCUGCCACUUCAGUUCGAAGAACCCGUGUAUGGACAUGAUCAUCCAAGUUUUAUGGAGUUCUUAGCCCCAGGAAUUGUGUUGAGCAUCAUCUUUUUCAUGUCUGUGGCCUCCACGGGAUCGGCUUUCAUCACUGAGAAGAAGGAAGGUAUGAUGGAUCGAUCGUUGGUGGCUGGGGUUACGACUGGAGAAGUGAUCACUGCACAUAUGAUAACCCACUACGUCGUCAUGGUGGGUCAGACCGCGUUGGUUUUCGUCUUUAUGAUGAUCGUCUUCGAAGUACCGGUUCGAGGACCGCUCGUUUGGGCAAUUGCAAUCACACUUCUUCAAGGAACUUGUGGAAUGGCUUUCGGUUUCCUCAUCUCUGUAAUCUGCACAGAAGAAAGGAACGCCAUUCAAAUGGCUCUGGGCAGUUUUUACCCAAAUCUUCUCCUCUCAGGUGUCGUCUGGCCUAUCGAAAGUAUGCCCAAGAUGCUCCGUGACAUGGCAUAUAUCAUGCCGGAAACACUAGCUUGUGAAAGUAUGCGAUCAAUUUUGUCACGUGGUUGGGGAAUUACGCACCCGGCCGUGUGGCCCGGAUUUGUCGCCUCCAUCGUGUGGAGUAUUAUCUUUUGGAUUCUCGCCGUCCUCACGGCGCGUCUCUACCGGUCCAAGUAAUCAAUGUGGUGGAAUAAUUAUAAGUAAUAAUAGUUAUAAUACAUCGCGUACUUUUUUAAUUUUAUUACAAACAUGCGUCUCUGAAAUUUAAACAAUUUCUUUUUUAUACAAAUGUGAUGUGACAGCUAUAUGUAAGCUAGCUUGUAAAUAACUUUUUUCUUUCUCCGGUGAAAUAAAUACGUAGAAUCGUGAAAAUUGA